Populus nigra (black poplar) is the source of this 3375-nucleotide messenger RNA. RefSeq lists its product as uncharacterized. Bases 259 to 3321 code for a protein of 1020 amino acids. The record is from RefSeq and is a predicted model, not a curated record. Lineage: Eukaryota; Viridiplantae; Streptophyta; Magnoliopsida; Malpighiales; Salicaceae. The transcript is spliced from 5 exons.
ACUAUUUCGCCCUUAUCACUUGUCACAUGGAGGCGAGUUUUGAUCAUCGAUCAGAGUCGCGAGUGGGGGUAAUAAUAGAAAAAUAAAGCCGUUUUAAAGAGCGGGAGAAAUGAACAACCAGCCGUUUUGAAUUUAAACUGCCUCGCACAAAAACUUACAAUUGAAGCCUUCUUGUUUCCCAUCACUGAUAAAAAAGGAAAAGGAAAGGACAGUUGGCAAGUAGAGAGUAUUUGAUGAGUGGUUUCUGAAGGAAGAAAAAUGGAAGAAGUAGAAAGGGAUUUUCAUGGCAUGAAGAGGAAACAACUGCAGGCGCUUUGUAAAAAGCAUGGAAUUCCUGCUAAUAAAUCCAAUGCCGAAAUGGCUGAUUUGUUGACUUUGACUCUCAAGCAAGGUCAAGGAGAAGUACAAAACGUGAGUGAUUCUAUGAAAGUGACUAAAAUAUUGAAGAAUGUUAAAUUCAAGCCUGAUGUUGAAAUACGUGAAUACGAGCCUUCGGUGUAUAAAGGAAGGAAGAGGAGGAGGAACAUGGUUAAUUAUGGGAAAGUUAUUGGUUCUCCGCCUGGAAGUAGGAAUAGAGAGCAGAGAACAGUUGGAAGAAAUGUAGAUGAGGUUGUUGGGAAGAAGAGAGGGAGAGGACGAGAAAAGAAACGGAGCGUUAGGGUGGAAAAUGUUGAUGUUAGUGAUUACUCACGACCUCCUGUAAUCACUAAAGAGGGAGAUGUUCAACUUGUGAAGGAUGAAGACAAAUCGGGUAGGAGGCGACUGAGAAGUAGGGAGGUGGUGAUCGAGGAGAACGUUGAAGGGGGUGAAGGGGAUUUGGUUGUUUCUAGGAAGAAUUCAAAACGGGGAGAGUCUAGAAAGAGGGGGAAUCGUGAUGGGAUUCGUUUCUCGGAUGAAGUUUCUGAAGAGAAUGUAAGUGCGAAAGACGAUGCUAAACCUGCAAAUGCGCCAUCAGGAUCAAGAAGAAAUGCUAGGAAGAAUGAAAGCACUUCAUUAUUGAGUGUGGAUUUCGGAAAAACUGAAAGUUUUGGAAGGACUACUCGGUCACGGGCUAAGUUAAGGGAGAAUACUUCUAUAACUGCAGAUAAAGCUGAAACCGUCGAGGUUCAGGAUGAAUAUGAAAAGGUUCUCCAGACUGAAGAAACUUUGAAGGGUGCAGGUAGAAAUGCUUUGGGAAGAAAGUCUUUUGUGCCUCGAAAGCGGUUGGUGGUAGAAAUCCUAUCUGAAGAAGGUGUUGAAUCAGUGAAGGGUGGCAGGCGAUCAAGAAGAAAUACUAGCAAGAAGGAAGGUACUUCAUUAUCGAGUGGGUGUUUUUGUAAAACUGAAAUUGUUGGUAGGACUUCUCGGUCACGCUCUAAGUUGGAGGAGAAUACAUCAUCUGUGACUGCAAACAAAGCUGAAACCAUCGAGAUUCAGGAUGAAAGUCAAAAGGUUCUUCAUCUUGAAGAACCGUUGAAGGAUUUCGGUAGAUAUGCUUUGAGACGUAAAUCUAUUGUGCCUCAGAAGGGAGUCGCAGUAGAAACCGUGUCCAAAAAAGAUCUUGAAUCUGUAAAGGAUGCCAGGCGAUCAAAAAGAAACACGGCAAAGGCUACAGAUUCCAAACCUAUUGUGCAAGUCGUUACUAGGAGGAGGACAAGGUUUGGAGCUCAGGCUACGGUUGAAAGUGCAGACGAAAUUACCGAGGUUAACAAAGAGCAUAACAAGGCUGUUCAGCUCGAGGAAUCUUUGAACGCUCAAGAUAGAAAUGCUUCAAGACAGAAGUCUUUUACAGCUCAAAAGGGCCAGGUUGAAAGUGAAGGACCAGAUGUGAAAAUUGAAACCAUAAAACAAUCUAGGAAUGCAGAUUUGAAGUUUGCUAACAAGUUUGAAGCUUCUGGACAAUUUAGCAGUGAGAUUGAAAAGGCUCCGAUAUCGAUUGGUCAUGUGAGGGGGUCCAGAAGCAACACUGUUGUAUUAAGCCCUGCUUUUGCCACUGGUGAACUAGGAAUUGGUGAAGCUGUUGGUAUGGUUUGGUGUCUGAAAAGAAAGCGUGGCCCAACACUGGAGACAGAUUCUUCUACAGUGGGUGAAUGUUUGGCCGGUAAACCUUCAAGAGAAUUCGCACAGCACGCCUCUAGAGGUAACUUGGUUGGAUCUGCAGUUCCAGUUAUGGUAGAGGAAGCUCUAUUUACUGAAGAAACACAAAUUGAGGACACUGGAUUGACCAUGCCAGAAGCUACAGGGGACAAACCUAAUUUCAGUUUGAGCUGCUCCAAGGAAGUCUUUGAAACUUCUGACAAGAAGGGAUCUGAGAGUAAAGCAAGUGAAAUGAGAACCAAUUUCUCAGAAGUCGCUGCUGGAUGCUCUAACAUUCAGGAAGGUGUAGAUACUAAAACAAAUUUGCAGGAAACUCCGUCUCCAACAUCAACAUCAGUGAUGUUAUGUUUUGCAAACCAAGAAACACCAGAGAAUGCAAGUCAGCCCAUAGUCCUUAAUGAGGAGGCUAAUACUGUCGCAGGUGACAUGGAGAAACUUGCUGUAGAUGCUAUUAUUGAGGUUGGUGUGGAUGAUCCGUCUAGCAGAUCUAAGGAAGAAGGUGGUGCAGAUUUGGGUAAUGAUAAUUUAGAUGAACACGGACAAACAGAACUUCAGACUAAUGCUUCUGAUACGUUUCCCCUAGCUAAUCGUUUCUCAUUUGCAAAGCAAUCAGAUUUUUCAGGGUUGGAGAAUGGACUUGAAAGGAAAGAACUGAGAGAAGACAUACACUUAGAAAGUGGUGAUGUCAAUGAUUGUUCAACUGAACUUGUGGACAGAACAUCUGCUGUGGAGGGUGGUUUCUGUGAUCUAGAAAAUACUGGACAGAAAAUUAGAACAAAUAAAAAUGAGCAUGAAGAGGCAUCUUGUGAUGAUAGACCAUCACCAGCUGCUGGUGAAAAGAUGGUUAGUUUUAUCACUGAAAUAAACCUACAGGAGGAUGGUGAUGUCCUCCUUAUCCAAGCUGCCGAGGAGAACCAAAAUUUCAUUUCAGAGGAAAACUCUAGCAAUGUUUUUCUGGUCUCUAGAAGAACUUGCACACAUGAACUUCUACAUGGAGAAGGAACCUGUCUGAGUGCCCCAGAAAAGGGCACCGACGAAGGUGAAAAUGGUUCUGUGACCAUUGUUCCUUUACAAUUCACUGGUAUUGGCAAGCAAAGAUUGUCCUUUUAUGCAGGUGAUUCCUCCGAGGACAGGAAAAUGCAGCAUCAUGAUGAGAAAUCAACAGAAAAGAUUAAUUCAAGUUGUAAGGAUGAAAAGCACGUUCUGGAGGAAAACGAAGCUGCUGCAGAUGAUUUGUCACUGUGAGUAGUAACUUCACUUUCUCCUGUUGUCUCGACAGCGCAAAUAUCAGUUUUCAUU